Molecule: messenger RNA, 2830 nt
Organism: Penaeus indicus
Lineage: Eukaryota; Metazoa; Arthropoda; Malacostraca; Decapoda; Penaeidae
Product: alpha-ketoglutarate-dependent sulfate ester dioxygenase-like
Exons: 8
Coding region: 325-1299 (324 amino acids)
Molecular function (GO): oxidoreductase activity
Source: RefSeq, a predicted model, not a curated record
CAGACGAUGCGCAGAACGUCAAAAAAGUUCGAACCUUUACGAAGUUUUCAUUCAAACUACAAACUUUGGGUGCAGUGAACAUAAGAAUAUUUAGCGAACACUGAACUUCACCCAGACCCAGGAGGAAAGCCUGAACUCUAAAUGAAAUGAUCUACGAUCCCCAAUCAACAGGAAAAGAGAAAGCCGACAGCGAGCGGGACCCAAAGACCAGGUAGCGACGACAAGCGAAGUGGACCGCCGCCCACAACCCAGGACCCGACAGAAAACAGGCAAGGGAGUCCGAAUGCUCAACUAAUUAACUUAGCUGACCUGCCUGUUGCUUCUAUGAUCAAAGUCUUACAAAAUCUGUGUGUUCUGCAAGUUUUGCUUCCAAAGCUGAGACUCAUCCCCCAGAGACCUCAAGCAUUCUCUUCACUUAGACUGAUCCACAUGGGCACGCAGGAGCACAGUCACAACUUUUACAAACUCACCCCAGUAAAGUUGGGGUGCGAAGUCAGAGGGAUCGACCUGAAGCAAGAUGUUCCACCAGAAGUUAUGGCAGCUAUCAAGGAAGAUGUCACUAAACACAGGCUAUUAAUUUUCAAGGACCAAGGUGUUGUGAGUGGGGAGAGACAUGUGGAAAUCGCCAAGUGGUUCAAUGAGCCUGAGUCAACCUUCUAUAAGCAUCCACGAUCACCACAUCCAGAUGUGUUUCGAGUGUCCAAUGAUCGAUCAGAGGGUUGCACAAAUGUUGGACGUACAGGAUGGCACAUAGAUGGCAGUUUUCAAGAGGCACCAUUUGCAUAUGCACUCUACCAUAUGGUCAGCGUGCCAAGCAAUGGUCCAACCGUCUUUGCUCCGUUGACAGAUAUAAUAGAAGAGCUGCCAAGGGAGCAAAGAAUUCGAUGGGAGAGGUUGUACAUGAUUAGUGACAGAAGGUCUGGUCCAAUCCACCCCCUUAUUUACUCGCAUCCUAUAACAAAGAUGAAGGUACUCUGUUUCCACUUGGGCAUGACAGACUCCUUCAUCUGGGACUACAAGACUCCACAGGAGCGCAUCACUAAAGAAGAGGAGACCUAUUCUUUGCUACAAGAAAUUCACCAUGAAUUCAUAAAGAAUAAUAAAGUUCGGCAGUUUAGCCAUCAGUGGGAAGUUGGAGACUUCAUCAUAUCAGAUAACCUCUCUGUGGGACAUGAGGCAGCUCCUGAAACUCAGCUCCCCAGAAGUCAAGUAGGCCUAAGGAUCCUCCACCGUGUCACAACCAAAGGCCAUUAUCCUCCAGCAAAGGAGUAUGAUUAUCGCAAAGAACUAGGACUCUGAAGUCUGAUCACUUUGGGAACUCAUAUGCUUUAAAUUAUUUCUCAUAGCAUGGCCAAUGAUACCCUUCUGAGAGUGCUAUAAUGAGCAUAGGCAUUAACUUGUAUUAAAAUGCCUCUGACUGAAAAUACAAUUUGUAUUAGGGAAAUGCAGGUAGUUAUUGAAAAUAUUGUGGAAGGCUUCAGUAAUCUGUAUAUGCAAAGAUACAUGUACGAGGUAUGUUCAAUAAGUAAUGAGAAAUUUUUUGGAGAGGCAUUAUUUUUUUUGAAGCUUACAAAACUUGGUCAAGUUCAACAUAACUGCCUCUCACAGCUACACACUUGCACAGGUGUUUAUCCUGGAAGACCUAUUAAACCUUCUGCAGUCCAUUCAGUUACUUUGCCAAUGCCUCCUUCAUCUCCUGUUUAGUCAAAUUCAAACUUCCUUCAUGUUGUUUUUCAUGAGAGAGAAAGGGAAAAGGUCACUGGGGGUGUGGUUGGGACUGUAUUGCAAGAAUGGUACUAUUUCCUUUCUUUUGUUGGCCACAAACCUAUGGCAUAGGGCACUGUCCAGCACCUUUCUCCACUACUCCAUUGCUAUGGUCUCUUUUUCCUCAUUGUAUCCCUGAACCUUUUCCCAUUUUGAUACAAUGCUCCUUGUUGCCAGCUUGGCCUUCAAGAAACCUUUGAGAAGGAAUGAGCACAAGAGAGGUGAAAAAAAAAUGAGAAUGGCUUUCUCCUAUGAUAUGCUCAUCUUUGCCUUCUUUGUGUUUCUAUUGGGCUCUCUGAUACUUGCUUUCAGGGUCGUUGGGGAAUAUGACCCUCAUGUACUGCAACUAUGUACAUGUAUAUAUUUGAUCAGUUGCUAUCAUCCCAAGAAUAUCACUACAGUCCUCCUUAUGAAACUGCACUUGGUGGUUGGAGAGGAGCUGUAGCACAAUCUGGCACAAACCUUCAUUCAGCAUUGUAUUGACUGUACCAUUGCUGGUACUGACAGCCUUAAAUAACACCCUCAGAUGGAUGGGCUUACAUCACUAACUUUUGUACUACCUUGAUGUUUUCUUCCUUGCACACAUUUCGGUAUUUCAGAUCUGUUCUUCUCCUCAACCUGAUCUUUUCCUUCACAAAACAUUUGAGGUUCUUUUUUGUUUUUUCAAGUUUAUCCCAAAGUUAGAUUGAAUAGCAUUUUUUUUGCUACAUGUUGGUAGGUGUUGACAUACUGGCAAAGAGGAUCAGACUUACUGUGGCUCAUCUACUGUAGUGCUCAAACCUGGGCAGAUAGGAAGCUGUAAGUUGUUAUCAAAACUGACUAAUUGCAGAUUUAGUUCACCAUGGACUGGUAUGCAAAUUAAACAAUAUUGAUAUCUCCACAAAAAUUUUCUCAUUACUAAUUGAACAUACCUUGUUAUGAAAAGUCAGAGUAUGCUUAUGUCUAACACUCACACUGCUAAAGAUAGACAUUUAGUACGAUACCCAUACACAGUCUUACUUCUUUUUGUCAACCACCAACUUCUACUGUAUUAUACUGAUGAGCAUUAAAUAAGAUGUUAGUGUCA